CCCCGGCGGCGGGUGACAGGCGGGCGGGGCUCGCUGCGGGCCGUGGAAGGACGGCGGGUCGCGGAGGGACGCAGCUCCGCACCGCUCCCCGCACCGCUCCCCGCGCCGCUCCCCGCACCGCUCCCCGCCCGCCCCGCGCCCUCCCGACAUGGCGGCCGCCGCCGCGGGGCUCCGCGCCUCCUACCACCGCCUGCUCGACCGCAUCGAGCUGAUGCUGCCGCCGCGGUUCCGGCCCUUUUACAACCACCCGGCAGGUCCCAAAACAGUGUUUUUCUGGGCACCUAUUAUGAAAUGGGGUUUGGUAUGUGCUGGAAUGGCUGAUAUGACCAGACCAGCAGAAAAGCUCAGCACAGCACAGUCUGCAGUACUAAUGGCCACAGGCCUUAUUUGGUCAAGGUACUCUCUAGUUAUUAUUCCUAAAAACUGGAGUCUGUUUGCUGUAAACUUCUUUGUUGGCUGUGCUGGUGGCUCUCAACUCUUCAGAAUAUGGAGGUAUAAACAGGAACUAAAAGCAAAACAAGAGUAAGUGCAGCAAAGAGAUGCUUAACCCAACAAAUCAAAUUCAACAACGCACAAAUCCUUCCCCAUGGGACCUAGCUUCACUAAUUUUAAUGUUUUUUCCUCUGAGAAAAUGAAAGAGGAAAUUUAAAUAUUUAGAGAGCAAAUGUUUUCUAAGUGCAAGUAACAAAAGUAUCUCCAUACAUUUAAAUAAAGUACAGCCUUUUAAACUGAAGUAAAA
Messenger RNA from Apus apus (common swift), 739 nucleotides. RefSeq names its product mitochondrial pyruvate carrier 2 (gene MPC2). Gene Ontology annotation, biological process: pyruvate import into mitochondria. The transcript has 5 exons. Lineage: Eukaryota; Metazoa; Chordata; Aves; Apodiformes; Apodidae. Gene Ontology annotation, cellular component: mitochondrial inner membrane. Gene Ontology annotation, molecular function: pyruvate transmembrane transporter activity. Bases 149 to 526 code for a protein of 125 amino acids. The record is from RefSeq and is a predicted model, not a curated record.